UUCUGUAACCCAAAUGGAAUCCGAAGGAAAUGAAGCAAAACGGUGCAAACCCACAAAGCCUGCUCAAUUUCCUUCCAUUUCAAGUCAAGAUACUGUCUUGCCAAUGCCUAACCUUCCUGCAGAACUCAUCACUGAAAUCUUGUUAAAGCUUCCUGUGAAAUCCCUCUUGAAAUUCAGAAUGGACCACGAAUGCAAUUACUACAGAGGUUCAAAUAACUCAGAUGAAGACAACCAUGUGACUAAUAUCCUGUCAAAGCUUGAUAGGGAAAAGGUUGGAUGUGAUAAGUUACCCGGUACGUGUGCUAGUGGGAGGUAGCAAGUAUUUGGUAGAAUAGUUGAGAUGCGCAAGUUGACUGAGGCACCACCAUUAUCCACAAAAAGGGAAAAAGGAGGAAAUGAAGGAAUUAUUUAACGAAGUUUAAGGUCUGAGAUAGUAUCCAAUUUUGGUGUUUUCUCCUUGCUGCUAAUAGCUGACAACUUAUUUUCUUCUGGACUACUUGGUGUUUUCUUGCUUCUAAUAGCUACUUUGUCCCAAUUUAUGUAGCAUACUUUCUUUUUUGGUCUAUACCAAAAAAAAUGUAAUACUUCUUUAUUUUAAGACAAUUUAACUUUAAGCUUCUUAUUUUACACUUAAAAUGAUGAUUUAUAGCCACACAAAUAUCUGUUACUUAUUUUAGAUCACAAGUUUCAAAAGUCUAAUUAUACUUC
This is a messenger RNA of Lycium ferocissimum, 708 nucleotides long. RefSeq lists its product as uncharacterized. The coding region runs from base 14 to 316 and encodes 100 amino acids. The record is from RefSeq and is a predicted model, not a curated record. Lineage: Eukaryota; Viridiplantae; Streptophyta; Magnoliopsida; Solanales; Solanaceae. The transcript has 3 exons.